Messenger RNA from Uncinocarpus reesii 1704, 297 nucleotides. RefSeq lists its product as uncharacterized. The transcript is spliced from 2 exons. The record is from RefSeq and is a predicted model, not a curated record. Gene Ontology annotation, molecular function: RNA binding. Gene Ontology annotation, biological process: mRNA splicing, via spliceosome. The coding region runs from base 1 to 297 and encodes 98 amino acids. Gene Ontology annotation, cellular component: U4/U6 x U5 tri-snRNP complex; U6 snRNP; precatalytic spliceosome. Lineage: Eukaryota; Fungi; Ascomycota; Eurotiomycetes; Onygenales; Onygenaceae.
AUGUCUCUCCAGGCCUAUAUAAACAAGAAAGUCCUUAUUCUCACAGUCGACGGCCGUACUUUAACGGGCACCCUCCUUUCCACGGACCAGCUCACAAAUCUCGUCUUGUCAGAAACAGUCGAGCGGAUAAUUCGACCGCCGGACGAUCCUGAACCGAGCUCAGAAGUUGACCAUGGGUUAUACCUAAUUCGCGGCGAUAAUGUAGUUAUCUGUGGGGAGAUUGACGAGGAAGUUGACGGGAAAAUCGAUUGGUCAAAGGUGAAGGGCGAGGUUAUCAAGGGAACAAAGAACUUUUGA